GAUCAAGAGAACAAAAAUGCAUUUAAGUAGACAAACAGAUUGGCCAAGAACAGGAAAUGUAGGGAAUAAAAUCGAAGCGCAUUCCUUUGGAAAGCUGCUGCACCUGCAAGUAAUUAGACAGAUUUUCAGACAGCCAGCUGCCGUUUUCAUCAAAGCUCUGCUGUUGUCACUGUGGGAGGUGAACUCUGUUGCUGCAUGUGCUAUCAUGGACCUAUCAUUCUGGGUUUCCUGGCUGUGCAUGCUUUUCGGGGGCUGCAUUUGCUUUCCUCCUCAAACUGGUUACAGUUUUGCACAAGGAUUCAAUCAGGACAGGAGCCCACAGACUUCCAGCAAUUUAAUUCCCAGGGAACCUUUAAAGCCGACCUAUGACGAUGCUGUGAGCAAGCAAAACUUUGUUGCACGGCAGAAUGAACUGGCUUUCUAUGAAAACUGGUUGCGUUUUGGUGGCAGCUUCCCUGAAGGGAUGCCACUAAGCCAACCGGGUCGGGUGCAUAUGAAAGACAUUGACAAGAGUAUAAAGGGACAAAAUGUUUGGAGCAGACAAGGUAAAUUUGACCAAGCACUGGGGAAAAGCAGAUUUUUCACAAAGCCUGUCGACUUUACUGAAAACAUCAUCCCUUCUGCUCCUCAUUGGAACAGAGUAUUUAUCGAGCAAUCUGCUCACCAUCCACAUGAUGGUUCAAAUAACAUACCCAAUGAUGGUCUUCCUGGUGGACACAAUUAUAUUUUCUUUGGUGUUUCCAGGAACAAUCCUGCCCAGUCUGGCUCUGAGCCGCCACAGCACAGAGAAUCGCCCUCGGACAUAUUCCCUGGCCAGGGUUCCUUCGUCAAUCCUAACGCCGUAGCUGCUGUCGACGCCUCUAACAGCCCAACUCAAGAUCUCGCUUUCUUUUCAAAGAAGGGAGACAGAUCAGCUCCUUUAGGUUACCGGUCAAAGGUCCAUAAGACAAAAUACACGCCCACAUUUUCUUCUGGUUUCCCCAAAGUUGGCCAACCCCAUGUCCUUCCUCCGCCCAAAGCCCCGUCUUUGAAUUACUUUAUACCAUUUAAUCAGAUCUAUGUCCCGAACUAUGAUGGCAAAAACAAGAAGAAAAAAUCUAAAUCAUUCCACCAUGCGUACAAAGCCAGCCGUGGCAAGAAAUCAAAGGAUGGAUGCUAUCUUCCCCCAUCGUUGGAGAAGGCAUCUGCUGAAUCGUCUUCAAACUCGAAAUAUGUUUUUCCACAUCUGGGGUUAAAAGCAAAUGUGCCACAAAAGGAGCGAGAUGGAUCUCACCUGGCGUUUACCGUGAAACCUUCCAGUCCUCUGCGUGGCUCAACUGGACACUCCGGCUAUCUUGGAUACCAGACGUUGCAUUCUGAUCCCUUCAUGUUGGCUGCAAAUCCAGAAUACAAAAAGAAGACCUUCCACUUCGAACCAAAAGAAAAGCCUUUUCCCCAACAAAAUUUAAUCCAUAAAGAAAGCUCACCUCAGGCUCAUCUGGGCUCUUUUUCUGCUCAAGACAGAUUCCUUUUCCUAAAUGGUGGCUACAAGGAUGCAGUGAAAGCUGGCCUGCUAAAGCCCAUAAGCCAGCCUAUUAACUUUGCGUCUUGGCCUCAGGCGCUGUUGUCUGAACACAAAGAUCCAGAUAUGAAUUGUAUAAUCUGGAAGAACACACAAAGUUCCUCUCAACCAAGGUCCCGAAACUCAUCACGUUCUUCUUUAAAUGCGUUCAAGUUAAAAAACCGUUCUACAAGGGCCACGACGAUCUUGUCUAGGGCCUGUUACAAACCUUCUCAGAUGACGCUGAAAUGGCAAUGGAAACCUGCUUUAAGAUGAUUUAAUAAAUCCCACACCUCCCUAUGCAAAAGCAUUUGGUAAAACGGCGAAGAAGCGUUUCCUUGAGUUGCAAAAUGGUAUGUCACUUUUUUUUUUCUUUCAGAUCUAUGUACUGUUUGAAAUUUUGCCAAGUCUGUAACUUGAACUGUUUUUGUUUUUGUACUGCAUGCAAUCUAAUUGUCCCUGAAGAUGAGUUUCCAUCAUCCAAAGCAAUAAACUGUCCUAUUUGAGCACCAGGAAGCUUUUUGUAAUUC
Molecule: messenger RNA, 2070 nt
Organism: Fundulus heteroclitus (mummichog)
Lineage: Eukaryota; Metazoa; Chordata; Actinopteri; Cyprinodontiformes; Fundulidae
Exons: 3
Coding region: 17-1816 (599 amino acids)
Source: RefSeq, a predicted model, not a curated record